Nycticebus coucang (slow loris) is the source of this 1847-nucleotide messenger RNA. RefSeq names its product myogenic differentiation 1 (gene MYOD1). Lineage: Eukaryota; Metazoa; Chordata; Mammalia; Primates; Lorisidae. Gene Ontology annotation, biological process: positive regulation of myoblast differentiation; muscle organ development; regulation of transcription by RNA polymerase II. Gene Ontology annotation, molecular function: RNA polymerase II cis-regulatory region sequence-specific DNA binding; protein dimerization activity; DNA-binding transcription factor activity, RNA polymerase II-specific. Bases 195 to 1154 code for a protein of 319 amino acids. The record is from RefSeq and is a predicted model, not a curated record. The transcript is spliced from 3 exons.
GGGUGGGGAAGCCCCCGGGCGCUGCCGCCUCUUCCUUGCGACAAGUCAGGUCGGGCGGGAUAGGGCGGGGUAGGGGGGCACUUGGGUGUGCAUUCAGACUCCCAGCACUUUGCUCUCACACAGCUGGGAUUCCCGAGGCAACUCUUUCCUCUUCUGUUGGGGGAAGCCAGGACCGCGCUGCCCCCCGCUGGAAUAUGGAGCUACUGUCGCCGCCGCUUCGCGACGUAGACUUGACGGGCCCCGACGGCUCUCUCUGCUCCUUUGCCACAGCGGACGAUUUCUAUGACGACCCGUGUUUCGACUCCCCGGACCUGCGCUUCUUCGAGGACCUGGACCCGCGCCUGGUGCACGUAAGCGCGCUUCUGAAGCCAGAGGAACACUCUCAUUUCCCAGCUACCGUGCUCCCAGCCCCCGGUGCGCGCGAGGACGAGCAUGUGCGCGCGCCCAGCGGGCACCACCAGGCAGGCCGUUGCCUACUAUGGGCCUGCAAGGCGUGCAAGCGCAAGACCACCAACGCCGACCGCCGCAAGGCUGCCACCAUGCGCGAGCGGCGCCGCCUGAGCAAAGUUAAUGAGGCCUUUGAGACCCUCAAGCGCUGCACGUCGAGCAAUCCUAACCAGCGGUUGCCCAAGGUAGAGAUUCUGCGCAACGCUAUCCGCUAUAUCGAGGGCCUGCAGGCUCUUUUGCGCGAACAGGACGCCGCGCCCCCUGGUGCCGCAACCGCCUUCUAUGCGCCCGGCCCGCUGCCCCCGGGCCGCGGUGGCGAGCACUACAGCGGCGACUCAGACGCGUCCAGCCCGCGCUCCAACUGUUCCGACGGCAUGAUGGACUACAGCGGUCCCCCGAGCGGCACCCGGCGGCGGAACUGCUAUGAAGGCGCCUACUACAGCGAGGCGCCCAGCGAACCCAGGCCCGGGAAGAAUGCGGCAGUGUCGAGCCUAGACUGCCUGUCCAGCAUCGUGGAGCGCAUCUCCACCGAGAGCCCCGCAGCGCCCGCGCUGCUGCUGGCCGACGCGCCGCCGGGGUCGCCUCCACGCCCGCAAGAGGCUACCGCCCACAGCGAGGGCGAGCUCGGCGCCCCCACCCAGUCCCCGGACGCCGCCCCGCAGUGCCCUGCAGGCGCAAACCCCAACCCCAUCUACCAGGUGCUCUGAGGGGGCGGGCGGCCCAGUCGCAGGGUGCAGCUGCCCACUCGCCCGAGGGUUGGUGCCCCUAGGGUCCCUCGCGCCCAGAAGAUUGAGCUUAAAUGCCCCCCUCCGACAGCGCUUUAAAAGCGACCCCUCCCGAGGCGGGAGAAGCGGGAGAACUGAAGUGUGUUUUCGCCCCUGCCCGGCACUCUCUUCGGGAAAGGGCGAAGUCAGUUUAUUCCACGCGGCAUCCUUCCCGGAGACCAGCAGCGAUGGCCGACAGGUUUCCUCCUUGGGCCAGAGCUGAUCUUUGAGGGGCUAGGUCCUUCUUCCUUGCCUUCUUCCCCUUGGGGGAAGGGGGAGGUGAGAACCUCGCAGACCUAAGUCCUACCCCUCUACGCACUAAUUUGGGGUGAGGAGGUGCACCCUCUUUUGGGGGGAGCCCUCACGACAUCCACUCAGGUGCACGCCAGUCCCGAGUGCAGCAGGUGUAACCGUAACCCACCCCCACUCCGCCCCCCGGUUCAGGACCACUUUUUGUAAUACUUUUGUAAUCUAUUCCUGUAAAUAAGUGUUGCUUUGCCAGAGCAGGCGCCCCUAGGGCUGUAUUUAUCUCUGAGGCGUGGUGUGUGGUGCAACAGGGACUUUGUACGUUUAUAUGUCAGGCGGGCGAGCCGCGGGCGCUCGCUCAGGUGUUCCAAAUAAAGACGCUAAUUUAUA